GUGUGGAAGGAGCUUGUUAGAUCUGCGCACCGCAGAAGAAGCGGAACAACCGCACAGCUCUGACGCACCGCAGACUUUCGCUACUGACCACAAUCGGAACCACUUUUAAACAUCUUAGCCAUGAAUCUUGGACUGGAACUCCUUCUCCUUUUAUUAACGUUUCCUCCCAUCAGCGGCACACCUUUCCAUCACAAUGGAAACGCGCAUCAUGGCGCCGAAACGCGUCAGAGGAGCAAGAACUGGUGCGCCUAUGUUGUGCACAAGAACGUGAGCUGCGCCGUCGUGGGAGGGACGGAGAGUUUUGCGCAGCCGGAGUUUUUACCGUGUCCACCGGAGCAGCCUGACUGUGCGCAACAAGUGAUAUACCAAACACAUUUCAGGCCCAUGUACAAGAUUUCUUACAAGACUGUAACAGAGUUGGAGUGGAGGUGCUGCCCUGGCUACCAGGGCUACGACUGCAUGGAGGUGAAAGACCUGAGGCUGCUCCAUGCGGAGCGUUUGCCCCACGUCUCCUCUGCAACCAGGCACUUCCCAAAUCACAAGGUAACUUCUAACCAGAGGAUGGAGUACCAGAGAAACCCUAUUAGGAGGGAGGGGCAGGUUGGAGGUCAGACAGGUGGCAGGGCAAGAGCUGGUCAUGGAGGACCUGAAAGAGAACAACACCUGGAGGAGGAGGUGCAGCGCCUAUCACAGAUGGUCCUUGACAUGCAGGUGAGAAUGACCGACAUGACCUCCAGUCUGAGGCUGGAUUUCCAGGAGGACGCCAGUAAGAUGCUGGCCACGCUGCUGAAUGAUCUCAAACUUCCUGCCAGCGCACAAGGAGCAGAAGCUGAAACCGUUCAAGUGCAGGACUUCUCCUUUGAUCAUGAGACAAUACAGGUGGAUGAUGUCAUGAGCAAGAUCAACCAAGUCAAGGAUGACCUGGAGUCCAAGAGCAACACCUUGGAUGACCUGUUGGGUCGAGUCAACUACCAUGAUGGACAAAUUCGUCUACUCAUGGAGGGUCCUCACCCCCCUCCGCCUACAGUCUCUCCUGCAUCCCCGGCAGGUGAUGUAGACCUGCGAGCAUACGUAGACGAUCAGAUCAGGUCUCUUAGAGAAGAAAUGAUGGAAGGUAUGGAAAUCAAAAUGGCCGACUUAAAGAAUUCCUGUGAUUAUAAAAUCCUCUCUGUUCAGGAUCAGUGUGAAGGACAGGAAGCCAACUACAACAGCCUGGCUGAGCUCAUGGACUCUAAAGAAGGUGACCUCCGAAAUGAGAUCCAAGAUCUGAGGACCAAAGUGGCUGAUCUAGGGAAAGUCGACUCUGAAGGAUCUGACUCUGUUCUGACUCGUCUGGAGAGACUUGAAACCCAUCUGAACUCAUCGGAGAGGUCACUGAUGGCACAGUGCCUCUCUGUAGAGGAGAGCCUUCGGAACAAACAGGAAGAGGCUGUCAAAGACCUGGAGAAGACUCUGGAGGACAAGUUGAGCUCCAUGGAGGACAAACUUUCAAACUUAUUGGGUGACACGGGUGCCACUUCACCCUCUGAUGGUGAAAAUGAGUCACUAAAGAACUCUGUUCAAAAUCUGGACCAAAGACUCAAAAGUGUGUGCUCACAAGACUGUAGAGCUAAUUGGACUUCCCUGGAAAACCUUCAGAGGGAUUUGAAGAGCUAUAAAUCUGUUGUAGAUACCAUGAAGAUUGAUCUAAACAUUCAGAUGAGGAAUGUUGAGUCAAUGAGGGGACAACUCCUUAACCACAGCAGAAUCGAGGACUUAAACGAUGAGAUAAGUGACCUGAAAGUCCAUCUAGGGAUAGUAGAAGACUUGAUCUCAGAUAUUGCCCUCCAGCAGUCUCAAACACAGAAUAACCGUAACACUUCCUGGGAUCAAGUGAAAACAGGAGGUGAGCAGGAGACUCGCAACCUUUUGGAGCUCCACAGAGCCCAGCAUCAGGAGCUGAGGCAGCGGCUGGACCAACUCGGCAAGGAGGUGAAAGCUGAGGCUGACCGCUGCAGAGAAGCAACUCAAGGCGUAGGGGCAGAGAUCGCCGACAUGGACAGCCGAAUGGUUAACGUGGAGUCUCUGUGCAACAAGCUGGAUCCCAUGUCCAGCAGCAUCCUGAGGAUCAAAGAUGGGCUGAACAAGCACGUCAGCGGGCUGUGGGCUUGUGUGAACCAGCUGAACAGGACGGUGAAAGCAGGUCAGGAUAUCGGUGGACUAAAGGGAACAUGUCAGACCCUCCAGAACCGAGUCUUGAAUGUAGCCAGAGACCUUCAAGUCCUGAUGAAGGGUUCUCCUGGGAGUGAAGGUGUUCCUGCUGGACUGGGGGAGGUCAGGCCUCCUCAGAUUUCUAGUACAAGCCUUAGACUGUCAACUGGCUCAGCUGACCCCUCCCUCCCACAGCCACCUGUGAUGGAAACCGGAGAAGCCGGCCCUCCUGGAAAAAUGGCCUCAUCUAAGCCACCUGAGGGGGCUGACGGCAUCACGAUGCCCGUUCAGGGUUUUGCUGGAGCUCCAGCUUCUCCUGUUAAAUCCACUGACUCCUUAAAGCCCAGUGUACCUCUGAUCACAGGUCUGAAAAUACCUCUAAGGCCUCCACCACAGAAACCUGCCACACCUUCAGGUGGAGAGGUGUCCUUCUCAGCUGGUUUAACUCUCCCGUACUCUGAAGGGGAAGUUGGAAUCAUUAAAUUUAACAAGGUGCUGGUCAAUGAUGGAGGACAUUAUGAUGCUCAAACAGGUACUUUCACAGCUCCAGUAGACGGCCGGUAUCUGGUGACGGCCGUCCUCUCACCCCAGAGAGGACAGAGCAUCGAGGCUGCGCUGUCGGUGUCUGACCACAGCAUCCAGAAGCUGGACUCUGCAGGGUUCCUGUCUGAAGCCGAAGCAUCGCUGUCACAUGAUCAAUGCCACUGCGGUGGUUCGGCGUUGCUGAGUUUGGUUGUUUCAAUGAGGCGUGGGGACCAAGCUGCACUCAUGCUGACCGCUGGAAAGCUCGCCAUCUCAGACUCGCCGCAGAUGUCAUCUUUUAGUGCCGCACUUCUGUACGCCAAUCCACUGAAACGAUAG
This is a messenger RNA of Nothobranchius furzeri (turquoise killifish), 3051 nucleotides long. The record is from RefSeq and is a predicted model, not a curated record. Lineage: Eukaryota; Metazoa; Chordata; Actinopteri; Cyprinodontiformes; Nothobranchiidae.